AUGGCAGCGGCUUCACACACACUGACUUACGCAGGUCCCGGACAUUUCAUCCCGAUGGCUCGUUUCUUGAUUCGGCAACAAGAGAAGUUGGUCCAGCGCCUUGGCGAGCACAAUAUUCCCGGGCUUCGUUGGCUUGUGGAGGGCUUCAACUAUUACGACAAAGAGCGCGUCAAAGAAGUGGGCCCGGAUCGUGCCGCUGCGGAAUGGAUCGUUCGCUGUGGUGGCAGCGUAAAGUUCGAUAAAAUGAGCGACAUGUUCUCCGACUACAACGCCCUCGUCAAACGAUGUGCCGAGCUUGACCCGAGGAUUUCUGGCGAUCAGGUCCGCGUCACGAACAUUGAAGCAAUCGACGCGUCAGUAACGGGCUAUGGUUGCCGUCAUUUUGAGGGUCUAAACGCCAUUCUCGACGUCCGUUUCGUCCGUUGCAAGAAUCUGCACGAUUUUGGUCUAAAAUAUAUGAGCGAUGCUGUGGGCAGUAAACUGAAGUAUUUGGAGAUCGAUUCCUGCCCGCGGGUCACCGAAGACGGUCUCGAUCACCUCAAGAAUUGCACUGGCCUAAAAUCGCUGCUCAUCCACAACCUGCCGCGCGUCUACGGCAAGCCGAAAAUCUACCAAGAAUUGCGCCAGGCCCUCCCGAAAUGCGAAAUCCAUUAUCCUGACUACGAGAAGGACCAA
Molecule: messenger RNA, 675 nt
Organism: Mesorhabditis spiculigera
Lineage: Eukaryota; Metazoa; Nematoda; Chromadorea; Rhabditida; Rhabditidae
Source: the annotation of a GenBank genome assembly